CCUAUUGGACAGCACAGCAAGGGAACCCGCCCAGGGUCUUUGCUGACGUCAUGAAAGGACAAACUGAUUUACCGCGGGGUCAUCCAGCCUCUCCUACGAGCAGCCGGCUGCGGGAAAGCGGAGGCGCCAUCUUGAGAUCCUGAAACGUUGCUCCGCCACCAUGUACCCCACUUCUCUGACGCAGAUGGCGCGGGCCAACCCGUUCAGCGCGCCGCUCUUCUCCCUCCAGAAGGUGGAAGAGCCCCAGCAGAACCUCCGCGGACAGAGGCCCCGCAGACUGGCAGCAGCUGCAGCGGUGGACGAGGAUGUCAGCUGCGAGUUUGGCUCCUCCAAGUACUAUGCCCUCUGCGGCUUUGGCGGCAUCCUGAGCUGCGGCCUCACGCACACCGCAGUCGUGCCCCUCGACCUGGUCAAGUGCCGUCUGCAGGUGAAUCCAGACAAAUACAAGAGCAUCGGUAACGGCUUUGCGGUGACGGUGAGGGAGGAUGGCUUCAGAGGCCUGGCUAAGGGCUGGGCCCCUACCUUCAUCGGCUACUCCAUGCAGGGGCUCUGCAAGUUUGGCUUCUACGAGGUCUUCAAGAUCUUCUACAGCGACCUGCUGGGAGAGGAAAACACCUACCUGUGGAGGACGUCUCUGUACCUGGCUGCUUCUGCCAGCGCAGAGUUCUUCGCAGACAUCGCCCUGGCUCCCAUGGAGGCCGCCAAGGUCCGGAUCCAGACGCAGCCCGGCUACGCCAACACCCUCAGACAGUGCGCACCCAAGAUGUUUGCAGAGGAAGGCCUGUGGGCGUUCUAUAAGGGCGUGGUCCCUCUGUGGAUGAGGCAGAUCCCCUACACCAUGAUGAAGUUCGCCUGCUUCGAGCGGACGGUGGAGCUGCUCUACAAGUACGUGGUCCCCAAGCCCCGCAGCGAGUGCAGCAAGCCGGAGCAGCUGGUGGUCACCUUCGUGGCGGGAUACAUCGCCGGCGUGUUCUGCGCCAUUGUAUCGCAUCCCGCUGACUCGGUGGUGUCCGUGCUGAACAAGGAGAAGGGAAGCACGGCGGUGCAGGUGCUGAAGAAGCUGGGACCCAAAGGUGUGUGGAAGGGUCUGGUGGCGCGUAUCAUCAUGAUCGGUACGCUGACGGCCCUGCAGUGGUUCAUCUACGACUCUGUCAAGGUCUACUUCCGCCUGCCCCGCCCCCCUCCCCCAGAGAUGCCCGAGUCCCUGAAGAAGAAGCUGGGCCUCACAGAGUGACCCUGAUCUGCCGCCGCCGCCCUCCGCCUGAAACGUCUAAACUCACUGCAGCGCCAUCUGCUUCCUGCUCCACCAGCCCCUCUAGAAACACCUCUAUGGUUUUAUUGGUUCCUGUCUUAGAAUUAAUAUGUGGAAAUUGUAAUAAAAUGGUUUCCCUGGAAUAAAGAGGCUAUUUGGUGGAA
Molecule: messenger RNA, 1416 nt
Organism: Cyprinodon tularosa
Lineage: Eukaryota; Metazoa; Chordata; Actinopteri; Cyprinodontiformes; Cyprinodontidae
Product: phosphate carrier protein, mitochondrial-like
Exons: 8
Coding region: 161-1234 (357 amino acids)
Biological process (GO): mitochondrial phosphate ion transmembrane transport
Cellular component (GO): mitochondrial inner membrane
Molecular function (GO): phosphate transmembrane transporter activity
Source: RefSeq, a predicted model, not a curated record